Aphis gossypii (cotton aphid) is the source of this 3091-nucleotide messenger RNA. RefSeq lists its product as uncharacterized. NCBI's taxonomy places the organism in Eukaryota, Metazoa, Arthropoda, Insecta, Hemiptera, Aphididae. The record is from RefSeq and is a predicted model, not a curated record. The transcript is spliced from 14 exons. Bases 363 to 2966 code for a protein of 867 amino acids.
UAGAGUUACUCUAUGGUUAGGAAGUUGUAGGAACGCACGUGCAACCGCCGACCGGUUGUAUACUUGACGUAUGUGAUAAUAACGUCGUGUUGCGUUUGUCUAGACUCUUGAGUCUACCGAGUCUAGUAAGUUCAAAGUUGUACUCUAGAAUAGUGUGAAUCUUCAGUUCUACACAAUACCUAAUAUCUUUAAACGUACAAUGUACCUUUCGUGUUAUUUUUUAUUUAAUAUUCAAAUCUUAAACUGAAUACUUCAAUUAAAAAUAUAGCUGUGAUUUACUUAAUUUAAUUAAUUAAACUAUACUUGUAAUCUAUACUCUACCCAAAUACUUGAGUUAACGUCAAUACUUUAAGAUCGUCAAAAUGUUGCGCAGCACAAAAUUCUUAAGUAGUUUAGAGAAGUUUAAAGUUGAUUAUCCUGAAAAUAAAGUUGUCCAGAUCAAUGAUGAAUUUCGAAGAGUAGUGAAAGAUAUAUGUGAUGGAUUACGUAAUGUAGAGCUUCUAUUUAGCAGUUUGACAUCAGAUUCACGUAUGUGUCAAAUUUUAAAACAUUUAUCUUCAAUCAUGAAACAUUUUAUAAAUGCUGAUAAAGCUCAACCUCUUGAUGACGCAAAUUUCACUCUAUUUAUGAAAUUAAGUCAACUUACUACAAAGUUUAAAACUUUGAUAUUAUCAGAAAUAUUAGAUGACAUUUUCAUAUCAAAAAAUGAUAAUUGUUUGUUUAAUUAUGAAAAGGAACAAUAUAUUUGCAAUACUCAUAAAUCAAAACUUAAAAGCUUGAAAACAAAUUCUGAUAAAUCAGAAAUAUACGAGAAAAAUGAGUGUUUUACUUAUUUUCUCAUUGAAUAUUUGAGACUGCUAUCAGAAUUUAAAACCAAAAAUGUUCCGCUAGAAGAAAAUAUUACACUCUUAUUAGACGUUGCUAAUGAUGAUAUGUUAGCUAAAAAUUAUCAUGUUAUUUCAAAUAUUCUUCCUCAAAGCACAAAAUUAAUUAUUUUGCAAAAAAUUACAAAUUGUAUUAUCAAACCUGAAUUUGAUUUACGAGAUUGUGAAAUUCUACAAUCUAAAAAUAAGGAUUACAAGUUAGAAAUACAUGCUGUAACAUUUUUUACGCUUCAGAAUAUUUGUGAACAUUUAGAAAAUAAAAAAGUCAAUCAAUCAUCAUUAAUUUUAUCUAAGUUUAAUGUUGAAAGUAUUAUUUCUUUAAUUGAUUCACGUCCUGAUCUUUCUUUUGAAAAUAUUUAUGAAGAAUCAGCAAAGCUCAUUACUUUUAAAAGAUACAAAAAAGUCAUAGAAGUACCUUCAGAGAUCAUAAAAAAGUGUUUAAAAGUCUUAAAGUUAUUAAACAUUUUAUUAAGAUGUAAUCAAACACAAAUUAAUAAUAGUCCAUUUUCAUUAGUACUGCUUUCCAUUCUCUCAGAAUUUGUUAUGGCUACUAAUCUUGAUAAUUUCAGUAUCAAAGAGUUGAUUACAAUUGUUAUUGACUUUUUAAAAAUCUGCGGACUUCCUAUGCAUUUUCUCGCUGUAUCUUUUGCAUUUAAUAUUUAUCAAAAAUUGAAAUCUGACGAUGAGCUGGAAUAUAAAUCAAGAAAUUUAUUUAAAAGUUUAUCGAUCAAAAUAAAUAAAGAUUGUUUACAAAAACAAUAUAUUACAAAGGAUUUGGAAAAAAUCAUAAAUUAUGAAAAAAAUUGGGUGGAUACAGCAAUUAUAAUAGCAUGUUUUUUGGAUGGUAUUUCAGAAACGCAAUCGAUUGAAAAAAAAAGCUUUAUUGAUUUUUAUUAUGCUCUUAAUGAAAUGGUAAUACUUUCUUUCAACUAUAUAUGCUCACAAAAUCAUCUUUUAGUUUACCCUUACUGUGUUUCAUUAAAUUUCUCAAUUGUAAAUAAAAAUGAUGAUUGUUUAUUCAAUAAUCUAGCUGUACUGGAUGACUACAUUACUUUGUUGUUCAACGAAAAUACAAAAGUGCGAUUGGAAGAUAAAAAAUUUCUUUUAAAUACUAUUUUUAAAAAUUACGACAUAAUUACUCAUUGUAUAUCAAAAGAGUUCUUAUCAAAAUGUUGGGAAUAUAUAUUAAACCCUAUAAGCAUGGAUGAUAAUGUUUCUAAAAUAUUAUUGGAUUUGUGUUCUUCAAAUGAUUUAAUAAAGUUCAUUAAUAUUUUGAAAAUUGAAACAGUAAAAAUUAUUGAAAGAAAUGAAUCAACUAUAAAUCAAGGUUAUUAUGAAUAUAUACAAGAACUAUGGUCUUAUUUACUGAACAUUCAACUGUUUAAUCAAAAGAAAAAAAUUCGCAAGGAUAGUAUAAAUCAUUUUUGUUUUGUUUUAAAUAGAACCUUCUUGUUUAACACAAAAAAGAUUCAAACGGAACAAGGUUUAAUUUUGUUAAUAAAAUUAGUUUGUUCAUUACUUCAAAUACCAUGGAUAAACAAAACUACAAUGAUGAAUUGUUCAUUGAGAAUAAUGACUUUUGUUGAAAAAAGUACAAGCAAUGCAGUACAAUUACUUACAGAAGCUUCUGAACUAUUAAUAGUUCUGUAUAAAUGUCCAAAUAAUUCUAUAAAACCUUAUUUAGGACUAUAUGUCACUACAUUUACUAACUUUUUAAAUAAAUGUUUGUCAGUUGUAUACCCAAUGACUCUGUCCAAAGACACGUUACGAUUUGAUCAUAGUUAUUGUAUACCUUUCCACAAGCUUGAAAAAUGUUCAAGUUUAUUCAAACAAAAUAAAAGCGAUUUUGAUCUCAUAAGCCGUUAUAUGAUAGAAGACUUAAUUGAUCUUGUUUCAAUAGAAAUGAAUUGUCUUGGAGUAAUUAUGAGACAUUUUUAUAAUGUCAUCUAUAAUAUAAUGGAUGUUUGUUCAACUGAAGAAAUGACACUACUAAUAAACAAUAUUCAAGGACCCUCUUUGCAGAUGUUAAAAAAUAUAUACAGCGAGUACAGAUCUAAUGUUAGAUAUUCUGGAAGACUUUAAUUUGUUUAUUGUUAAUUACAUAUAUUUUUAAUUUAAAGUUAAUUUCUGUAAAGUAUUAAAUUAAUAUAUAUGUAUAUAUAUAUAUAUAUAUAUAUGUUCAAGUAAUAAAAUAUCUUUUAAUAAUA